This is a messenger RNA of Hibiscus syriacus, 690 nucleotides long. RefSeq lists its product as uncharacterized. The record is from RefSeq and is a predicted model, not a curated record. The transcript has a single exon. The coding region runs from base 1 to 690 and encodes 229 amino acids. Gene Ontology annotation, biological process: root development; shoot system development. Lineage: Eukaryota; Viridiplantae; Streptophyta; Magnoliopsida; Malvales; Malvaceae.
AUGGCGAACCUGAAUUUCGAUGCUCUAAGGGACUUACAUAACUCCGCUAACGACCUCCUUCACUCGCCGAUAAUCAAGCGAGCACUCGUUCACCGGGGUCAAGAGAAAUGGGUUCAUCAAGUGUCCGAAUCGUCUCUGAGGAUGUUGGAUGCAUGCGGCAUCUCCCGAGACAUUCUCUUGCUCGUCAAGGACCACGUUCAAAACCUACAAUUCACCUUGCGUCGAGUAAGCACCGACGAGUCCGAUAUCAGAACCAAGAUAUCGGUUUACAACCAGUACUCGAAGAAGCUAAAGAAAGAUACUCUCAAGUGUUUGCAAUCACUAAAAGGGAUGAAAAACAAACCUAUAGCUAACGACAUCGUAACACCCAUCGACAAUAACUUGUCGAUGGUUAUAGAUGUGUUACAAGAAGUGAGAGUAACUGCCAUCUCCGUUGUGGAGUCACUUCUUCCCCUCGUUUCGAUUCCAUGGCUGGAACGAAAAUCGUGUAAAGGGUAUUUUGGAUCGAAGUUCAUGCGAUCGAGUUGCCGGAGGUUUUACGAUAUAAGUGAUGAACUGGAGGUUCAAGGCGCGAAUAAACGAUUGCAGGCAGUGGAAAUAACGAUUGAGGAUCUUGAAGCUGAGAUAGAGUGUAUGUUCAGAUGUUUGAUACAGACUAGAGUUUUACUUCUUAACAUAUUUACCAACUAA